Molecule: messenger RNA, 1380 nt
Organism: Lodderomyces orthopsilosis Co 90-125
Lineage: Eukaryota; Fungi; Ascomycota; Pichiomycetes; Serinales; Debaryomycetaceae
Gene: ARP9
Product: Arp9p
Exons: 1
Coding region: 1-1380 (459 amino acids)
Source: RefSeq, a predicted model, not a curated record
AUGCCAUUGUACAAAGAAGAUAAUUUUCUCAUAAUACAGCCCGGUUCAGAGUAUACUCUAUUCACAUUUGGGUUGAAGGAUUCCCUAUCGCCACCACAAUUCAGAAUUCCAACCGUCGUAUACAAAGAACAAGACACCAACCAAUACUUGUCUACACCGAGUGACAACACCACCGAAAUCAACCCUAUCAAACUCGGGAAAAUAGUUGACUUGGAUGCAUUCAAUGCAUUGAUACAGAUUGUGUUAUCGAGUGUGAUUCAACAACAUCCAAUUUUAACUAUCAAUCAAAUACCAUUAUUAAUCAUUGUACCUUCGUUAGCAUGGUCAAGAAGACAACUCGAAUAUGUAACCAAAUUUGUUUUUGAGACUUUAGAAAUUACAGCUUUCAAUAUUUUGGAUUUGAGUCUUGGUGCUACUUUUAGUUUUGCCAGUACUGUUAAUUCAAUAGUUGUCAAUAUUGCUGACGAUAAUGUUCAAAUUGUACCGGUUAUUGGAUACCAAAGUGUCAAAUUUGCCGGUGAGUACAUCCCAGGAAAAGGUGGUAUCACAUUGGAUGAAGAGUUGAAAAUAAAAUUUCCAAAUUUCACACCACAACAAAUUGAGGAUUUGAAAUUUAGUGGUAUAUUUGAAUUCUUGCUUGAAGGGGAAGAAUCAAUUGGAGAUAUAAAUCCUGAUGCAGAUAUGGAUACUGAAGAUCCUAGUGAGUUUGAUGUAGCAAAAGUUUUGACUGAUGAUAACGGACAACAAAAGGAAGAAGUUGAUGAAACACAAGUGAAAUCGAAUAAAGAAUUGGAGAAAAACUAUUUUAUUGACUCUUCUACACAAGAGAAGGUUUGGGUUGGCAAAGAACGAUUUACAACAGACUCUAAAUUGAUUGGCAUCGUUGCUAGUGGAAUUUACAAGACAUUAUUAAGAAUCAAUGAUCUUGACAAGAGACAAGAUUGUUAUGAUAAUAUUAUCCUUGUUGGUUCAUCAGUUCAGGUACCCGGCUUGAAGCAGAAAAUAUAUGCCUAUUUACUCCACAAUUACUUGGUCAAAGAACCAGUUACGACCAAUGGUGCUGCCAACACCCAAAACAAUAUCAAUUCAGCCAUUGCCAAGUAUCAACAAACUGAUGAUGCACAAGAAGGGGAUUCGCAACUGGCUAUGAGUCAAGUACCUUAUCGUAUUAGAUUUACCAAAAUCCCUGACUAUUUUCCUGAAUGGAAAAAACCAAAAGAGAAAGGAGGAUCAUGGCAUGACUGUUUUUUCCUUGGAGGUGAAAUUUAUGCUAAACAAAUUUUCUCAGGAGGUUCGCAUCAUCACAAUAAGGAGUUGUUUAUUGGUAGUGAGAUGUAUGAAGAAAGGGGUCCACAAAGUAUUUGGGAUGUAAGUAUUUAG